This is a messenger RNA of Gastrolobium bilobum, 1781 nucleotides long. RefSeq names its product sodium/hydrogen exchanger 6-like. The transcript is spliced from 21 exons. Bases 26 to 1612 code for a protein of 528 amino acids. Gene Ontology annotation, molecular function: sodium:proton antiporter activity. The record is from RefSeq and is a predicted model, not a curated record. Gene Ontology annotation, biological process: proton transmembrane transport; sodium ion transport; regulation of pH. NCBI's taxonomy places the organism in Eukaryota, Viridiplantae, Streptophyta, Magnoliopsida, Fabales, Fabaceae. Gene Ontology annotation, cellular component: endosome; membrane.
AAAGAAAAGAGAGUUGGAGAAGAAGAUGAAGGAUCAGGACGAUGUUGAUAGUGUGGGAAAAGAGCAGCAGGCUGCGGGAGUGGGAAUUCUUCUUCAGAUCAUGAUGUUGGUUUUGUCAUUCGUAUUGGGUCAUCUUCUUCGUCGCAAGAGGAUUUACGUCAUUCCCGAAGCAAGCGCUUCUCUUCUCAUUGGCUUACUCGUUGGUGCACUCGCUAACAUUUCCAACACUCAAACUAGUAUCAGGGCGUGGUUCAAUUUUCACGAGGAGUUUUUCUUCCUCUUCCUCUUACCUCCUAUCAUAUUUCAGUCUGGCUUCAGUCUCUCACCUAAGCCUUUCUUCUCUAAUUUUGGAGCAAUUGUCACAUUUGCUAUACUCGGCACCUUUCUAGCUUCCAUUGUAACCGGUGUCUUGGUUUAUCUUGGUGGAUUGAUCUACCUCGUCUACAGGCUACCUUUGGUUGAGUGUCUGAUGUUUGGUGCUCUUAUAUCAGCAACUGAUCCUGUUACUGUUUUGUCCAUAUUUCAGGAGCUUGGCACAGAUGUCAAUCUAUAUGCCUUGGUUUUUGGAGAAUCUGUUUUGAAUGAUGCAAUGGCUAUUUCUUUGUACAGGACAAUGUCAUUGGUUAGAAGUCAUCCAUCCGGACAAAAUUUCUUCAUGGUGAUUGUUAGAUUUUUGGAGACUUUUGUUGGGUCAAUGUCUGCUGGUGUUGGAGUUGGAUUUAUAUCUGCUUUACUCUUUAAGUAUGCCGGAUUGGAUAUUGACAAUCUUCAGAACUUGGAGAGCUGCCUUUUUGUUCUUUUUCCAUAUUUCUCGUACAUGCUUGCCGAAGGUCUUGGCCUGUCUGGUAUUGUAUCAAUAUUAUUCACGGGAAUGGUCAUGAAGCAUUAUACAUAUUCAAAUUUGUCACAAAGUUCUCAAAGAUUUGUCUCAGCUUUUUUUGAGUUGAUAUCAUCGCUAGCAGAAACAUUUGUAUUUAUCUACAUGGGCUUUGAUAUUGCUAUGGAGCAACAUAGCUGGUCACAUGUUGGAUUUAUAUUCUUCUCCAUUAUAUUCAUUGGAAUUGCAAGGGCAGCCAAUGUCUUCUCUUGUGCUUAUCUGGUCAACUUGGUCAGACCUGCGCAUUGUCAGAUACCUCCAAAACAUCAGAAAGCACUUUGGUAUAGUGGACUUCGAGGGGCAAUGGCCUUUGCUCUUGCUCUGCAAUCGGUUCACGAACUUCCAGAAGGACAUGGUCAGACAAUCCUCACUGCAACUACAGCAAUAGUUGUUUUGACAGUAUUGCUGAUUGGUGGUUCAACAGGCACCAUGCUGGAAGCUUUGGAAGUUGUAGGUGGUGACAGUCAUAUUAAUGAUAGCCCUUUGGCUUCUAAAUUUGAGGGAAACAAUGGUUAUAUUUCUCCUUCUUCCGAUGAAGAAUCAUCGUCAGGGAGCAAAAUCAAGAUGAAGCUGAAAGAAUUCCAGAAGAGUGCGGCAACUUUUACAGCAUUAGAUAAAAACUACCUCACCCCAUUCUUUACUAGUCAAAAUGGCGAUGAGGAAGAUGAAGUUGAGCCUCUGACUUCUGGAAGGGUGGGAUUCCACGGCCAUGACCAUGACCAAUAUUCCUUAUGAUAUUUUCCAAACAACAUGCUCAAUGCUAUUUAAAGUCUCUUUUUUGUACACAACUUGAAUCAUGCAAUUUAGAGACAAUUUGGAGAAACUGCCAUAAUACAAGGAUCAUCCCAAGUCACAGGAUUGAGAAUCUUUUGGCAUGUGUCAAUUCAAGUAGGCAGUUUAUUGG